GCGACUCGGUUUCUUCCUUGACCAAAUUUCCAUGUGUAAUAUGCAGAAUACAGCCGGAAACUUGUAAGGAGAUGAGUUUUCCCUCUUUUUCUUCCUCCUCAAUUCCGUUCAUCUUAUCGCUUCCUACAAUGCUGAGAAGAAUCCGGUUACUAGCAUGUGUUAUAGCUAUCAGCUUUGUAGUGUGCCAUGAUGCUAAGGAAGAAGGAAACUGUCGGAGGCAUGCUUCAUGUGGAGAUCUUCUAGACAUUCAAUACCCUUUUCGCCUGAGAACCGGUUCUGAAGUUAAUUGCCCCGGCUAUCCAGCUGAGCUAUCGUGCGACCAUAACCGCACCACCUUAAAUCUCUUCAAUGCUACAUAUUAUGUCAAAGCGCCAAUCAACUAUGAGCAUCAUACAAUCCAUGUUGUGGAUCCUGGUUUGCUAAACGAUUCUUGCCCUUUCAGGCCUCUCAACUGGCUAACAAGCGAGAACUUUAGCCAAAUUCCAUAUAGCUAUUAUUACGUUGAUUACCGUUAUCUAUCCUUCUUCGAUUGCUUGUUACCAGUUGAGUCUCCGGAUUAUGUAGAACUGAACUGCAGUAAUACUAACUCAUCAUCUGCCACAACAUCACAUUCUUAUAUUUUGGUGAAAGAUGGGGUGAACAAUCUUCAACCCUCUUGUACUCUGACCGGAGUCGUUAUGGCUUCUGAUAUUAUCCCAGAAGAUGGAAGUGGCCUUUCAGUUUCUUUCAUCCGUGAUCUUUUAAUAAAUGGUAUGGAGCUUUCGUGGGGUGGAAUUCUCCCCCACAACUACUGCGACACCCGAUACCAAUCCCUCUACUGUUUCGGUGAAAGCAUGAAGAAGGAUCUCAUAGAAGCCGCCAAGAUCAUCGGAUGUUUUCUGAUGGCGCGGAUGAUACUCGGCGUUGUUGUUUUGUUGGGUUUCUGUUGCUACAAACUGUACUGGAAAAAGUUCCCCAAGCAUGAAGCAGUUGAAGAAUACUUGCUUGCUUGCAAGAAUCGAAUAACAAGGUACUCGUAUUCGGAUAUUAAGAAAAUGACGAUUGAGUUAAAAAAUAAAGUCAGACAAAAGGGCUUCUGGAAAAAGUUCCUGAACGAUGCAGUUCAAAAGUUAUUGGAUGCAUGCAAGAAUGUUAAGAGAAGAAAGUACUUUUAUUCAGACGUCAAGAUGAUUGUAGUUUCUUUGAAACAACGGAGUCAAGGAGUGUAUUCGAAAAAAUUCCGAAAGGAUGAUGCAGUUGAAGAAUUCUUGGAUGCAUACAAGAAUCUUAUGCCGAGAAGGUAUUCGUAUUCAGAUAUUAAGAAGAUUACAAUCGAUUUCAAAGAUAAACUCGGUCAGGGGGGCUUUGGUUCCGUCUUCAAAGGAGAGCUUUCGGGUGGUCAUCUUGUUGCAGUCAAGAUGUUGAGUGGCUCCAAAGGUGAAGGGCUAGAUUUCAUCAGUGAAGUUGCCACAAUUGGAAGAAUUCAUCAUGUCAAUGUGGUGCAACUAAUUGGAUUUUGUUCUGAGAGAUCCAAAAGAGCUCUUGUUUACGACUUCAUGCCUAAUGGUUCCCUCGAAAAACAUAUAUUUUCGGAGAAGGAAACAGGCGUUGUUCUUGGUUGGGAUAGAAUGCAUGAGAUAGCUCUUGGGGUGGCUCGUGCGAUCGAAUAUCUGCACCAGGGAUGUGAUAUGCAAAUCCUGCACUUCGACAUCAAACCUCACAACAUUCUUCUUGACGGAAACUACACUGCUAAAAUUUCCGACUUUGGUCUUGCGAGAUUUUACCCUAGAGAUCAUAACACUCUUUCUCUUACUGCUCCAAGAGGCACGAUGGGAUACAUAGCUCCAGAAAUGUUCUACAGAAUCCUCGGAAGCGUUUCGUACAAAGCUGAUGUUUAUAGCUUCGGAAUGCUGCUAAUGGAAAUGACCGGUCGGAGGAAGAACUUGAAUGCACAUGCACAAAAUUCAAGCCAAAUAUACUUCCCUUCCUGGAUUUAUGAUCAACUGGACAAAGGAUUGAGUGUUGAAAUUGUGGAUGCCUGUGAGAACGAUAAGAAAAUAGCCAAGAAGAUGAUCAUGGUUGCGUUGUGGUGCAUACAAUUGAAGCCGGCGGAUCGCCCUUCCAUGAGCAAAGUCGUAGAGAUGCUUGAAGGGGAAGUCGAAGCCCUACAGAUGCCUCCGAAACCUUUCUUCUGUCCCCAACAGAUGCCGAUGGAGGAUCCGCAUGGUGGCACGGACAGUGAAGAGGAAACGAUCUCCAUGGUAUAAGGCAAAUGCAAUGCCGAAUUCCACGACUUCCGUGUUGUAUCACGGAUGUCGAGGGUUCUUAGUCUUUCAUAAGAAACAUUUUAAUUGUGUUCAUGAGCUAUUAACUCAAAUAAAUGAAUGAUGAUAAUGGAGUAGGA
Molecule: messenger RNA, 2383 nt
Organism: Malus domestica (apple)
Lineage: Eukaryota; Viridiplantae; Streptophyta; Magnoliopsida; Rosales; Rosaceae
Product: PR5-like receptor kinase
Biological process (GO): protein phosphorylation
Molecular function (GO): ATP binding; polysaccharide binding; protein kinase activity
Source: RefSeq, a predicted model, not a curated record